Messenger RNA from Mirounga angustirostris (Northern elephant seal), 899 nucleotides. It is a transcript of the gene APRT, whose product is annotated as adenine phosphoribosyltransferase. Lineage: Eukaryota; Metazoa; Chordata; Mammalia; Carnivora; Phocidae. The coding region runs from base 80 to 622 and encodes 180 amino acids. Gene Ontology annotation, cellular component: cytoplasm. Gene Ontology annotation, molecular function: adenine phosphoribosyltransferase activity; adenine binding; AMP binding. Gene Ontology annotation, biological process: AMP salvage; adenine salvage. The transcript has 5 exons. The record is from RefSeq and is a predicted model, not a curated record.
AGCGCAGGCGCAGAGCUGCCGGCCCCGCCCCCAGCCGCCGAGCUUCGCUCCCCGCUCGCCGACAAGCGCCGGCUGCCAGAUGGCGGACCCUGAGCUGCAGCUGGUGGCGCGGCGCAUCCGCAGCUUCCCGGACUUCCCUGUCCCGGGGGUGCUGUUCAGGGACAUCUCGCCCCUCCUGAAGGACCCCGACUCCUUCCGCGCCUCCAUCAGCCUCCUGGCGAACCACCUGAAGAAGACCCACGGCGGCAAGAUCGACUACAUCGUGGGCCUGGACUCCAGAGGAUUUCUGUUCGGCCCCUCCCUGGCCCAGGAGCUUGGCUUGGGCUGCGUGCUCAUCCGAAAACGAGGGAAGCUCCCUGGCCCCACUGUGUCUGCCUCAUACACCCUGGAAUAUGGCAAGGCUGAGCUGGAAAUCCAGAGAGACGCCCUGGAGCCGGGGCAGAAGGUGGUUGUCGUGGACGAUCUGCUGGCCACUGGCGGAACCAUGCGGGCAGCCUGUGAGCUGCUGGGCCAGCUGCAGGCCGAGGUGCUGGAGUGCGUGAGCCUCGUGGAGCUGACGUCGCUGAAGGGCAGGGAGAAGCUGACGCCCGUGCCCUUCUUCUCUCUCCUGCAGUUCGAGUGACUCUGGCCCCAUCCUGGCAGGGAGGAGGUCCAGCCCGGUGGCUGGCUCUGGCCGCCAGGGGGCACCAGCCAUCCGCCUGGACUUUUUUUUUUUUUUAAUUUUGUAAGGGUUUUGUGCAGUUGUCUUUCUCUGGUGCUUAGGCCACCGUUGGGGUCCUUCCUGCGGGCUGUGGGGGUGCCAAGGCCUGGAGCCAGCGGCUCCGGCUGGGGCCCAGCCCCAGGCCCCUGCAGUUGCACUCACAAACACCACGAGAAGUGAAUAAACUGAUUUGCUAGAA